GGAGGAAAGAGGCGGCUUACACACGCCUCCCAGUCUCCCCACUCAGAGCAGCUCGGAGUGCUGCUGCUGCUGUUGCCAUCCCUGCUGCUGCUCUUGCUGCUACCAACUGCUGCCCACCUGAGGAGACCGCCUGGACCCGCCGCCCCCUGUUGCCACCCCUGGCUAUUCCUUCCUACCACCGGCUUUUUACGCACAUUGCCACUACUAUCAUCGUUAUUAUCCCAAGAGAAGGGAAAUAACAGACCAGCCAAAAAGAACCACGUACACCUUUUCGAAUUGCUCAAGUGUCUCCCAGGAAGAGAGAGGGUAGCAGGUCCCCGGAGAAGCAGCCAAGGGGCCAAGGGCUAGUGUUGUAGGUAAGAGGAGCUGGGGCACUGCGUGGUGGAAAGUUACGUGCGGCAGAGACCCGAAGGUGCAGCUCCACAGCCCACGGGGCUGUGUGUCUGGGAGAAGCCGCUGCCCUCUGCGUCCCGACCCGCGAGUGCGCGGGCAGCGAGGGGCACUGAGGACGCUACUUCUUACGUCGCGGACUGUGUUCGGUGGCUUCGGAGGAUGAGGAGGAAUAUGGCAACAAAGGCUGCCCCCUCCUGCGGUCUGGUCUUCUGCCUCUUGAUCUCCGCAGCUGUCCUCAGGCCAGGCCUUGGAUUAUAUACUGUAAAUUCAGCAUAUGGAGAUACCAUUAUCAUGCCUUGCCGACUCGAUGUACCUCAGAACCUCAUGUUUGGCAAAUGGAAAUAUGAAAAGCCCGAUGGCUCCCCAGUAUUUAUUGCCUUCAGGUCCUCUACAAAGAAGAGUGUGCAUUACGACGACGUUCCAGAGUACAAAGACAGACUGAGCCUCUCAGAAAACUACACAUUGUCUAUCAGUAAUGCGAGGAUCAGCGAUGAGAAGAGAUUUGUGUGCAUGCUAGUGACUGAGGACAAUGUGUUUGAAGCACCGACGAUAGUCAAGGUGUUCAAGCAACCUUCUAAACCUGAAAUUGUUAGCAAAGCACCAUUUCUUGAAACAGAGCAGCUGAAAAAGCUGGGUGACUGCAUUUCAAAAGACAGUUACCCUGAGGGCAACAUCACCUGGUACCGGAGCGGACAAGGGCUGCAGCCCCUGGAAGAAGCGGUGGUCAUAAUUUUUAAAAAGGAAGUGGACCCAGUAACUCAGCUGUAUACCAUGACUUCAUCGCUGGAGUACAAGACAACCAAGGCUGACAUACAAAUGCCAUUCACCUGCUCUGUGACAUAUUACGGACCAUCAGGCCAGAAAACACUUUAUUCUGAACAAGCAGUCUUUGAUAUCCACUACCCUACAGAGCAGGUGACAAUACAAGUGCUGCCACCAAAAAGUGCCAUCAAAGAAGGAGACAACAUCACUCUGAAAUGUUUGGGAAAUGGAAACCCUCCUCCUAAGGAGUUUUUGUUUUACUUACCAGGACAGCCCGAAGGAAUAAGAAGCUCAAAUAACUACACACUGACGGAUGUGCGGCGCAAUGCAACCGGAGACUACAAAUGCUCCCUGGUGGACAAGAAGAGCAUGAUCGCUUCCACCACCAUCACAGUCCACUAUUUGGAUUUGUCCUUAAACCCCAGUGGGGAAGUGACCAAGCAGAUUGGAGAUGCCCUGCCCGUGUCCUGCACGAUAUCUGCUAGCAGGAACGCAACCGUGGUGUGGAUGAAAGAUAACACCAGGCUUAAAUCUAGCCCAUCAUUUUCUAGUCUCCAGUAUCAGGAUGCUGGGAACUAUGUCUGUGAAACUGCUCUGCAGGAGGUGGAAGGACUAAAGAAACGAGAGUCCUUGACUCUCAUUGUAGAAGGAAAACCUCAAAUCAAAAUGACAAAGAAAACUGAUCCCAGUGGACUGUCUAAAACAGUGAUCUGCCACGUGGAAGGAUUUCCGAAGCCAGCUAUACAGUGGACAAUUACUGGGAGUGGAAGCGUCAUAAACCAAACAGAGGAAUCCCCUUAUAUCAAUGGCAGGUAUUAUAGUAAAAUUAUCAUUUCCCCUGAAGAGAAUGUUACAUUAACUUGCACAGCAGAAAACCAGCUGGAGAGAACAGUAAACUCCAUGAAUGUCUCUGCUAUAAGUAUUCCAGAACACGAUGAGGCAGACGAGAUAAGUGAUGAAAACAGAGAAAAGGUGAAUGACCAGGCGAAGCUGAUUGUGGGAAUCGUCGUUGGUCUCCUCCUUGCCGCCCUCGUCGCGGGUGUCGUCUACUGGCUGUACAUGAAGAAAUCAAAGACCGCAUCUAAACAUGUAAACAAGGACCUUGGUAAUCUGGAGGAAAAUAAAAAGUUAGAAGAAAACAAUCACAAAACAGAAGCCUAAGAGACAAGCUGUUUUCAUUGUUGUCCAGAGAAAAAACUAUAUAGGCCAAAUGAAGCAUGAACGUGGAUUGUAUUUAAGACAUAUACAAAGACAUUGACAGCAAUUCAUGGUUCAAAUAUUAAGCAGUUCAUUCUACCAAGCUGUCACAGGAUUUCAGAGAAUUAUCUCAAGUCAAACAAUGAAAUGAAAUUGCAAACAAUAACAAGUUUUGGCAGCCAUGAUGAUAGGUCCAUGUUGUAUUUGGUUUGAUUUUUUUUUUUCUGUAAAUGUCUGCACUGAGGAUUUUCUUUGGGUUUGCCUUUUCUGUAAAUUUUUUACGUAGCUAUUUUUAUACACUGUAAGCUUUGUUCUGGGAGUUGCUGUUAAUCUGAUAUAUAAUGUAAUGUUUUUAUUUCACUUGUUUAUAUGGAUAAUCUGAGCAGGUACAUUUCUGAUUCUGAUUGCUAUCAGUAAUGCCCCCAAACUUUUUCACAAGCACCUGAAUCCCAAAGGUGGCAGCUUGUGAAGACUGGGGACACAAACAUUGCCCUAUUCCAAAACCGUGAUUGUUAUCACAAAAGGGGGAGGCAGAGAGUCGGAUUGAUAAAUGCCAGAUGAGCUGAUUCUAUGAAUGCACCACCCGCUGCCUCUCAGAAGCAAAUCACACAUGCGAAUAGACAUAUAUACAUAAUGACAGUACUCCCAAACUACAUGUUUGCCUAUACUGAAAACAAUGUAACAGAAUUUGGGUAACACUUACCUUUAGAUACUCCUGCUAGUAAAUUAUUUUCUGUCAAAAAAAAAAAAAAACCCUAUGUGUGAGAGACAGUACAGUUUGGAAAAAAUCAUGGAUUACAUUUCCAUUUUCAUAGAUCACAAUGUAAAUCACUGUAUUUAAAAAUUAUUGUUAAAUCCUUUGGGUUAUCCACUGCCUUAAAAUUAUACCUAUUUCCUUUUUAAAAAGAUAUCAGUCAGAAUUGGAGAUUUUUAACAGUGGUCAUUAUCAAAGCUGUGUUAUUUUCCACAGAAUAUAGAAUAUAUAUAUUUUUUCGUGUGUGUUUUUGUUAACUACGCUACAGAUAUUGAAUGCACUUGAGAUAAUUUAGUGUUUUUAACUGAUACAUAAUUUAUCAAGCAGUACAUAAAAGUGUAAUAAUAAAAUGUCUAUGUAUCUUUAGUUACAUUCAAAUUUGUAACUUUAUAAACGUGUUUUAUGCUUGAGGAACUUUUUAGAGUGGUAGUAUAAAUGGCAACUUUUUGAAGUAGACUGGAUAUGGGCCAAUAGCUACUUGUGAAUAGACUUUUAAACUUUGUUCUUUCAAGCAGAAGCCUGGAUUCUGGGAGAAUACUGCACAGCCAUUUUUGUCCCAGGAUUUACAUAACUUUAUAGAAAAAGAAAAUGAACAUCAGAUUUCCAGGUAUAAAACUGUGUUCUUUGGGAGGAAGAGGAAAACUGGUAUUUGUUUUUUAGACCUUGAAGUAAAAAUUAUGAAGAUGAUGAAAAAUAAAUUGAAGAUUAAAGUGAGAGGGAGAUUAGGGAGAAUAUUUUGCCACUUCUGCAUUAUUUAGAAACACAUGUUAUUGUACAUUUGUAAACCAUUCACUGCCUGGGCCGUAGUGACUCAGUUUAAUGAAAGCUUCCUGUAGUGGAUUGGUAGGGAUUAAAUACACAUAAUAUCCUAUUAGACUCGAAGCUGUGUAAAAUACUAUGGGAAAAAAGAAAAUAUGUUAUUUUGCCUCUAAACUUUGAUUUACUGAAGUUUUAUUUGGUAGGGAGAAAAUUGAAUUUUGGUCUAUAUUUAAACCAAAGUGAAAGGGGAAAAACCAAAGUUAUUUGUUUUGCAUGGCCAAGCCAUCCUGUUAUCUCUGUAAAUACUGUGAUUUCUCUUUUUCCUUUUCUUUUUUAGAAUUUUGUUAAAGAAAUUCUAAAAAUUUUAAACACCUGCUUCCAUAAUAAACCAUGAACACUAAAAUGAUAUCACUUCCAUAUAAAUACUUUUCUUUUGGUGUGAGAGAUCAAGGGUCAGUCUAUCUCCUAAGCUGUGAUUGCAGGAGGGAGCAGUGCGACAGUGGAAAGAGGGGGUAUACUGUGAUUAUUUAUUGGCUUUCACUUGCUGUGGUAAAGUAAGUCCAAAAGCAGCUGUCGUAACCUAGAGAGCAGAACAUUCACAACACAGAGCAUGGACAGAAAGCAGAAAGUUGGCCGGGCAAGGCUGGACAGUGUGAGGACAACCGAAUCAGGGCCUGGAUGAAAGGGAAAGCUUCUUUGUGUGACAGCAGUGGCAGAGCGUACACAGCGAGGCCGGGGAGGAAGGUCAUGCACUGUCCUCGACUUCCAAGGCGGCUUCUCUUCAAUUUAAUCCUUUGGCCACAAGAGGCAGGUUUCGCCAGUUCAAGUUUCACUUCCAAUCUUUGAUUACAGGAAUUGUAUGUGGAAAUGGAUUAACAUACCCAUCUAUGCCUAAAAGAUAAUAAAACUGAAAUAUGUCUUCACA
Phyllostomus discolor (pale spear-nosed bat) is the source of this 4790-nucleotide messenger RNA. It is a transcript of the gene ALCAM, whose product is annotated as activated leukocyte cell adhesion molecule. Gene Ontology annotation, cellular component: plasma membrane. The record is from RefSeq and is a predicted model, not a curated record. Gene Ontology annotation, biological process: cell adhesion. NCBI's taxonomy places the organism in Eukaryota, Metazoa, Chordata, Mammalia, Chiroptera, Phyllostomidae. The transcript has 16 exons. Bases 553 to 2316 code for a protein of 587 amino acids.